AACGUAAUCUCGCGGCAUCGUCCGAAAUAUUUUUUCCCCGGUUUAUUUUAUGGCAACAUCUCAGGGAGUUGUGUGUAGCAUACUGUUUAGAGAGAACUUCAGGUUCAUAUGCAAUGGAUAACAACGAAUUAGAAAGGCUUGCCCAAGAGGAACUUUUACAGGAAGCAAAGAGAGCUAAAUCAAGAGCAGAAGAGGUGGGUCCAAUGGGAUGGCAGAGGUGUCCUCUUCCAGUGACAAACAAGAGAUUCCUUCGUAAUGUGUUAGUUAGUACGCUGGAGCCAAGAAAAAAGAAACCCAAACAAGCAGGUACAGAACCCUGUAAAACCAAGGAAAAAGCAACAAACCGUAAACCAGUUCACAAGGACAGUCACCGCAAGAAUACAUCCAAACACCGAAACAAGUCUGACAAAGAUAGACACAAACAUCACAAACACAAGUCCAAGCAUAAACAUACCAAUCCAUGAAGCUAUAAACUGAACUACUCAAGGUACUUUGGAGUUCUUUCUUUGGACUACACACCAACCAUUUACAUUUAUGUUACAGUUUAAAGAAUUUAAGUACAUGAAUAUAAGCAGCAAAACAUGGUUCAAAAUCCAUACAAACGUCUCUAAUGUUGAGACAGCGUCCCCCAAAACCAUAUUAACUCUUAAAAUUUUUUAUCAGUUUUGUAACAACUACAGGUAAGAUUCCAUUAUUCACCUACCACUUGAAAGAAACUGAGAUGAAAAUCACAUAUAUUUGCCCAAUUUAAGAGUAUCACAAAAAUCAUAAAAAUUUUCAUGUGGUGUCAGUUUAUCGAUUGGUUAAAACUUGAAACUCACCCCAGUUCCCCGUGCAGUUUCGGAAUAGCCUAUCAUCUGUCAUCUAUACAUAACAGAUAUUCUGAAAUAUAUAUAUAUGUAGUUUGCCAAGACUUUUGAGGCUCUGUUGUAGAAAUUUGUAAUAACAUUUUUUUCAAAAUUUACCUGUUUGACUCUACCUCAAAAUUUCAUUAGGAAGUGGCUUGAUUAAACAUAAUUCAUGCAAAAUGAAAUUAAAAUUUGCAAGACAGGUCUUGAGUUAUUUUUGAAACUGGCAACUUGUCACAUCUUCUAAGUUUAAUGAAAAAUACUUAAAUGAUGUACUUUCUUUGAAUUACAACUGAAGGAGAACCAUUUGUUUACCUAAGGGGGACAGGUCUAAAACGAGGUUGAGGGGUGAGAGAUGGGGAACUUAUGUGAGGGGCUAGGGUUGUUAACAUUAUCACCAUUGAGAGCUAACUGCAAACAGGCUAACCUAAGCAUUUUUCAGGGUAACUGCAGUGCUCUUCAGGCUAAACAGAGUGCUAUUCACCCCCCUCUUUUCACCCCUUGCCUCCAUUUUAGACUUGCACUUUAUGGCUACCCCUAAUCAUGGGUAGAAGUGGUCAAAACCAUAACACUGUACAGACAUAACAUAAUGGCCAUCUUGUAUUAUAAUCUAACAUAAUCGCACAUGUAAUAUAUUAACUUGAAACUAGAGUCACUGAAUUUAUGUCUUUUAAAAAGAAUAGAGAAAUUUGUAGAGUUGUCAAUGGCUAGAAAAUAAUAAAACUUUCAACUUUCUGGGUUUUUUACUGUCUUACUGCGGCCUUCUGCAGUUAAAAUGGUGUUCUGUCAUAAAAAAAAUCUAUAAAUAGCAGCAGAUCGUCCAAGCUCACAGUAAGUCUGAGGACACAGAGUUGACUCUUGUUUGUGAGAAGUAUUGUUUUCCAAAGACUUGAUAAUUGGUUUGAAAAGGAAUGGAACAAUUUUGUUAUAAAAAGUAUGAAAUGAAAUGUUUAGUGAAUAAAAUAGGCAUGUCUUGUU
Orbicella faveolata is the source of this 1826-nucleotide messenger RNA. Its product is annotated as protein POLR1D-like. The record is from RefSeq and is a predicted model, not a curated record. Lineage: Eukaryota; Metazoa; Cnidaria; Anthozoa; Scleractinia; Merulinidae.